ACUCCCAACUACACAACUUCAAUGCCCCAAUCUCUUCCUUUCUUCUUACUCCUCCUCCUCUCUAUUUAAAUCUUCCCUUCUCUCUCCCCCUCAUCUCUCAAUUUCCUCGUUCUCUCCGCUUUAAGCCAUGAAAGUCACCGUCGUCUCCCGUAGCGGUAGAGAAGUUCUCAAAGCCCCCCUCGACCUCCCCGAUUCGGCGACUGUUGCUGAUCUGCAGGAAGCUUUUCACAAGAGAGCUAAGAAGUUUUACCCAUCGAGGCAAAGACUGACUCUUCCCGUGGCUCCUGGGUCAAAGGACAAACCUGUUGUCCUCAACAGCAAGAAGUCACUCAAAGAGUACUGUGAUGGAAACACAGACUCCUUAACCGUAGUCUUCAAAGACUUGGGAGCACAAGUCUCGUACCGCACGCUCUUCUUCUUCGAGUACCUCGGCCCGCUCUUGAUCUACCCGGUCUUCUACUACUUCCCUGUUUACAAAUACCUCGGCUACGGAGAAGACCGUGUGAUCCACCCGGUCCAGACCUACGCUAUGUACUACUGGUGCUUUCACUACUUCAAACGUAUCAUGGAAACGUUCUUCGUCCACCGGUUCAGCCACGCAACUUCGCCGAUCGGGAACGUGUUCAGGAACUGUGCUUACUACUGGACCUUUGGUGCUUACAUUGCGUAUUACGUGAACCAUCCUUUGUACACACCGGUUAGUGACCUUCAGAUGAAGAUUGGGUUCGGGUUUGGUUUGGUUUGCCAAGUCGCCAACUUCUACUGUCACAUUCUGUUGAAGAAUCUCAGAGACCCUAGUGGAGCUGGAGGGUACCAGAUCCCACGUGGUUUCCUCUUCAACAUUGUUACGUGUGCCAAUUACACGACCGAGAUUUACCAGUGGCUAGGAUUCAACAUCGCUACUCAGACCGUUGCAGGAUAUGUUUUCUUAGCUGUUGCAGCUCUGAUUAUGACCAACUGGGCUCUUGGAAAGCACAGCCGUCUGAGAAAGAUAUUUGAUGGGAAAGAUGGGAAGCCAAAGUAUCCAAGAAGAUGGGUUAUAUUGCCUCCAUUCCUGUAGAAGACUCAUCGUUGUGAUCUUCGUUCUAUCAGUUUAAAAGCUUUCUUAAUAAGAGGUUGUAAAAGAGAUUUGGAAGAUGUUCGUUUUUCUCUGUAUUUGUUAUCACUUUUGUUUUGAGAUGUUUUUUGUAAGUUUAGAGAUUUUAGACACUUGCUUCUUGUUGUUCAAAAAAAAAAGAAAAAAGACCCUUGCUUCUUUAA
This is a messenger RNA of Raphanus sativus (radish), 1260 nucleotides long. Its product is annotated as very-long-chain enoyl-CoA reductase. Bases 128 to 1060 code for a protein of 310 amino acids. Gene Ontology annotation, molecular function: oxidoreductase activity, acting on the CH-CH group of donors. The record is from RefSeq and is a predicted model, not a curated record. Gene Ontology annotation, biological process: very long-chain fatty acid biosynthetic process. The transcript is spliced from 4 exons. NCBI's taxonomy places the organism in Eukaryota, Viridiplantae, Streptophyta, Magnoliopsida, Brassicales, Brassicaceae.